Messenger RNA from Rhea pennata, 981 nucleotides. It is a transcript of the gene TBPL2, whose product is annotated as TATA-box binding protein like 2. The record is from RefSeq and is a predicted model, not a curated record. The transcript has 7 exons. The coding region runs from base 1 to 981 and encodes 326 amino acids. Gene Ontology annotation, molecular function: DNA binding; RNA polymerase II general transcription initiation factor activity. NCBI's taxonomy places the organism in Eukaryota, Metazoa, Chordata, Aves, Rheiformes, Rheidae. Gene Ontology annotation, biological process: DNA-templated transcription initiation.
AUGGACGGCGCGUCCCUGCUGGAGCGGUACCUGGAGCGCUGCACCGGGCAGGAUGACCUCUCAACUAGCCCUCAGCUGUUUACUCCUAUGAGCCCUUAUGACUUGGACCUUCCAGUUCAGCCAACUCCAGAUGCAUCAUUCGGUUCUCAGUUUAAUCAGCCCAGAGAGCUUCCUCCAGACUUCUCUUGUGUAGAUCUCAGCUUUCUUCCAGAUAUUAGCCAAGAUGACAAAGAACAAAAUCCAUCUGAAGAUGGCAAUGAAAUGCAGAAAGAGCUUGAUGGGUCAGAAUCAAGGAAUGAGGACAGUGGUAUCUUCACAGAGGAAAGCGGUCUAUCAUAUCCAGAUGCAACACAGCCAUCCUCUGAAACAUCUGGUGUCUGUCCUCCUCUGACACCAAUGACUCCUAUGACCCCAGUGACACCAGCAUCAGAAAGUUCUGGCAUAGUUCCUCAGUUACAGAAUAUAGUGUCGACUGUAAACUUGGCUUGUAAACUAGAUCUGAAGAACAUAGCUCUGCAUGCAAGAAAUGCAGAGUAUAACCCAAAGAGGUUUGCUGCUGUGAUCAUGAGAAUCAGGGAACCACGAACAACAGCCCUUAUUUUCAGUUCAGGAAAAAUGGUCUGCACAGGAGCAAAAAGUGAAGAACAAUCACGGCUUGCAGCAAGGAAGUAUGCUCGUGUGGUACAGAAGCUUGGGUUCCCUGCCAAGUUUCUGGACUUCAAGAUACAGAAUAUGGUUGGGAGCUGUGAUGUGAGGUUCCCCAUCCGGUUGGAAGGGUUGGUUCUCACCCACCAGCAGUUCAGUAGCUAUGAACCUGAACUAUUUCCUGGACUUAUUUAUAGGAUGGUCAAACCAAGAAUAGUGCUGCUCAUCUUUGUGUCUGGGAAAGUUGUACUGACUGGAGCAAAAGAGCGUUCUGAAAUCUAUGAGGCAUUUGAGAACAUCUACCCCAUUCUAAAAGGUUUCAAGAAAGCAUCAUAA